AUGUUUCGACGAGUGAUUGGCGCGACGUCGACGUUGGGGCGACGGACGUAUGCGGCUGGACCCUCUGACGUGGCAGCACCACCGCUGCUGCCACCAGUGAAGCUGAAUCUUGGAAACUUUGACAUCAUGGUCGCUGAGCUGCGAGCCGUGGCGCAACUGCCUCUGCGGUCGUCACCGUCGAAAAAGAAGACGGAGAUGCCAGACACCCAGUUCCUCAAGGCCAUCGGUCGACAUGAUUUAGUCCAUGCCAUUCGAAAGAAACACGGCGGGUUUGUGGCUGUGGCCGAACGGCUUGGGUGGCACAUUGAGACCACCAAUGCUCGGGAGUCGCAUAUUAAGUUGGCCACGCGGGAAAAGCGACGAACCCAACGACUGAAGGAGCUCCAGAAACAUAAAGUGUUUUAGCAUUCAUAUGCAUAAAUUGACGAAUAAUUGUGUGCA
Molecule: messenger RNA, 441 nt
Organism: Aphanomyces astaci
Lineage: Eukaryota; Oomycota; Saprolegniomycetes; Saprolegniales; Verrucalvaceae
Exons: 2
Coding region: 1-405 (134 amino acids)
Source: RefSeq, a predicted model, not a curated record